Molecule: messenger RNA, 2779 nt
Organism: Pipistrellus kuhlii (Kuhl's pipistrelle)
Lineage: Eukaryota; Metazoa; Chordata; Mammalia; Chiroptera; Vespertilionidae
Product: taste receptor type 2 member 3
Exons: 1
Coding region: 594-1544 (316 amino acids)
Biological process (GO): G protein-coupled receptor signaling pathway; sensory perception of taste; detection of chemical stimulus involved in sensory perception of bitter taste
Cellular component (GO): membrane
Molecular function (GO): bitter taste receptor activity; G protein-coupled receptor activity
Source: RefSeq, a predicted model, not a curated record
UUUCUGAUAAUAUGGCUCACUGGGGAGGAACUAGGGGCCCCCAAGUAAGGCACACUACAAGAGGCACAGUAGUGGUAGUGGCUAAACUUUUUCUAUUUAGAGACUUGGCCUUCCUCCAGGGGGACUCUGGGGAGCACUUGACAGUGCCUUAUGGUGGAAUUCUGUGAUUUCCCCUUUCUGUCCCCUCCCUGUUGAUCAUUUGUGUGACUCUUCCAGUGACACCCACUUUUCUGUUCUGGGUGGCUCAGAGCCCUGCUUCCCUUUGAAAUUGAAUCCAAGUCUUCCAUCUUCUUUGUGACUCACAUCUCUCUUCUCUGUGUGACACUGGACACGACUCUAUUUGCAUGUUGGCAACAAGCAGCUGAGUUUAGAUCACAGAUCCAUGUUAUCUGUGAAGAGGACAGACUAACCUGAAAGAGCCAGAGAGGUUUCCAGAAACUGUGCUCUACAGCAGCCUAAACGGGGAAAAGAAAAGAGACAGGUUCAGUGAAGCAGCAGGUAGAGGCAACAGGUUCACAGGGAGAAAUUUCAAAUCAGCAAAGCGCUUGUACAGCAACAGAAAGAACCAAGAUCAGGUCAGCCUGGAAGCUGGAAUGUCAGGACCCAUCAAGGGGGUGCUUCUCUUUCUUUCUAUCGCUCAGUUUGUUCUGGGAAUGCUGGUGAAUGUCUUCAUUGUGCUGGUCAAUGGCAGCGGCUGGGUCAAGAGCAAGAAAAUCUCUUUAUCUGACUUCAUCAUCACUAACCUGGCUCUCUCCAGGAUUGUUCAGCUGUGGAUUCUCUUGUUUGAUUGUGUAAAAGAUAUAUUUUUUCGCAGUCUAUUUAAUAAUGGGGCAUUAAUUCAAGUUAUUGAUAUUUUCUGGACAUUUACAAAUCAUCUGAGCAUUUGGCUUGGCACCUGUCUCGGUGUCUUCUAUUGCCUGAAAAUCGCCAAUUUCUCCCACCCCACAUUCCUCUGGCUCAAGUGGAGAGUUGCCAGGGUCGUCGUAUGGAUGCUAUUGGGUGGGCUGCUCUUCUCAUGUAGUGAUGCCAUGUCUCUGAUUCUACAGUUUAAGAUGUAUUAUGUUCUCCAGAGAGCUAAUGACUUGGGGAAUGUGACUGAGCACUUUAGAGAGCUAAGGAAUGAAUAUGAGGUGAUCCAUGUUCUUGGGACACUGUGGAACCUCCCUCCCCUAAUUGUGUGUUCGGCCUCCUACAUCCUGCUCAUCCUCUCCCUGGGGAAGCACACGCGGCAGAUGCAGCAGAGCAGAACCAGCACCAGCGACCCCAGCUCCGAGGCCCACAAGAAGGCCAUCAAAAUGGUCCUCUCCUUCUUCUUUCUCCUCCUGUUUUACUUCCUUGCCUAUUUACUCACAUCAUCCCAUUAUUUCCUACGAGGAACUGGAAUGACUAAGCUGAUUUCAGAAGUAAGUACCAUGUUUUAUCCUGCCUGCCACUCGUGGAUUCUCAUUCUGGGAAACAGUAAGCUGAAGCAGACGUUUGUGGAGCUGCUCUGGUGUAAGUCUGGUCAUCGGAAGCCUGGAUCCAAGGAACGCUUUUCCCCGUAAAAUGACAGAAGGGAUAGGAGAGAGCCGUAGGAAGGAGAGAGAGUAAUGCUAACCUGUCCCCACUAGGACACUUCUCUUGCCUCUCUUUGCAUGGUUGUUUUGGAGACCGCAAAAACAGUCUUUGGAAAAUGUCAAUAUAUUUAGAGCACUGUUACUAUGUAGAGAUAGAGUUGUAUUUUAAUAACUAUGCACUCAACGUAGUGAGCUGAUACCUAGCUUUAAGGUAAAGUUUAUACUGACAAUGAUAAACUUUUUUAAGUAAAACAGUCUAGUGGACUUGUGGGGAAGAGCAAAACCAUUGCAGUCCCACAGACUUUGAUUUGAAUUCUGGUUUGUCCAUUUUCUAAGACUUUUGUCCUUAAGUGAGCUACUUUAAUCACCUGUCUAGUCUGCUCAUCCCUCAUUUUAAAAUGUGGACUGUGAGAUCACCUUAGAGAUGCAUGAGACCAUGUGUGCCAGCAUUUUAGCACAGUAUGUUGUAUAAAGUGCUCAAUAGGUAAAGUUCUCAUUGUAACUAGCCGUGAGCUAUGCAGCAGUUGCCACAAGAUGCCAAUUUCCACAACUCCACUGUGUGAUGGCCAGUGCCGAGGAAUGGCAAUCAAGACCCUUGGAUCCUAUUUCCAAUCCAGUCUUCCAGUGAUGAAGUCAUUUUCCUUCUAUCACAAUUAUCCUUGCAUUCCUUUGCCAUUUUGCUAAAGUAAAAUUUCAAGUACUUUUAUUUUUUAGAUUGAGCAAAAGUCCAAGCAUUUUUAAAAUGACCCCAGAUGGACAUCUGCUUUUAAAUUUUCAGAGUUUUAUUUAAAAAUAAUGUAAGUAGUUUUUAUAAGUUUAAUCGAAUUUAGUUUACUACAAUUACAUAGGCAUUGAUUUACUUACCAUUACUGAACAGUGGCUAGAAGUCAAUGAGAAUAUUAUUGCUUAAGAUCACGAAGAAUUAUCAAACUUGUGAACAUAUCCAAGACACAUGGCAGUCCUGAAUCAAAAUUUUAUCACUGAUGGGGCUCUCCCCAGUGAAGCUAUGGGAAUGUGGACCCUGAGAGCCUUGGUUCCAAUCCUGACCCCCGGACCUUCGGAACUAGGUGACUUCAGGGAAGUUCCUUAACCUCUUUCUCUUUCCCUUUUCUUGUUUAUAAAAUGGGAAUGAUAUUUUGUUGGUAGAAUUGUUUGAAGGAAUGGAUGAAUUAACAACAUGAAAAAUGCUUCGAGUCCCACAUGGAGUAAAAAUACUCAAUACA